AUGCUUCUUCGUGAAAAGCUUACUCCAAAGAUUGAGCCACCAAAGAACUUAAAACCACCGUCAGAAUGCGAAAAUCUACCAAUACAUGAUAAGAAUUCAUACGAAGACAAAAGAUUAAAAAUUCUUUUCAUAAUUUUCGGAGUUUUAUUACUUGUUGUUGCAUUCUUCAUCCCAUCAGACGAAGUUAACACUCCUCAUACAGUUAAAUAUGGCGAUUUUAUCGAAGGAGAAAAUUAUUCAAUUAUUGAAUCAAUAAAUGAUAUUCGAUCAGAUAUUCCGACACUAAGAGUUCUUUACAGACACAAUAACCGUGGAUUUAAUGGUCAACGCGAGUAUGAUUUGCAUAUUGAUGUUUAUCGCGAUGGUAGCGAUGAAAAAGCAUUAAAUGGAUCAUACUACAGCCUUGAAAUCAAGCCAAAGACAGAUUUUGAGAUCUAUGCAGACUCACAUCCUGCUUAUAAAUCUCUCAAACUCAAAAUUACAAUUCCAAAGAGAUAUUUCGAUACAACAGCAUCCGCUACAAUAACGGUUUGCAUGGGUAACCACAAAACUGCUAUUAUCAACGUUUGCUACAGAUAUAUCAAUAUUCUUUAUAUUGCUUUAAUGAUGAUCUACAUGGUUACGUAUGUUGGCUUCCAAUGCCCAGAGCACUAUAUUACCUUUGUUCUCAUGUGCGCGGCCGUUUUCUAUAAUGGACCACUUUCAAUUUACAAAUUGUUCCGACCAAACAGGGUUUACAUCAUCGGAACUAUGGUCCUUGACAAUGCAUUCGGUGGUGUACUACUCUUUUCCACACUCUCCAUCUUCACACUCUCAAGGCCUUGGGCCCCAGAGUUAUUAGAAGGAAAUGUCGCCAUUGCAUGGAUUUUCUUUGUCGUUACUACAUUUUUCAAGGCAUUACCAGGUAUCUUGAAGCUCUUCGGCGAACUUUCCCUUUCAAAUUCCGAUGGAAUUCCAACUUUACAUAUCGUUGGAACAAUUUUAGGUGGAAUUUUCGCUUUUUCACUCUUUGUUACACAGUAUAAAGAGUACAGAGCUGUUCCUAACAACUUCAGAUACAGGUUCUGGACAUGCAUUGAGUUUGCAGCUGGUUUCGCCGUUUUCUAUACAGUUGUUGUCUUAUUAGAACAAUUACUUAGUCUGAUUUCGGAAGGAAGCGCCGAAUUCUUAAGGCUUGGCAUGGUUACAGGUACCUCAAUGAUAUAUUGCUCGCUGUUUGUAAGCAGAAAGCUUGCACCAUUUAAUUUCUUCCAUAAUGAAGAUGAAAAGUAUAAAUUAGAAUAA
Molecule: messenger RNA, 1284 nt
Organism: Trichomonas vaginalis G3
Lineage: Eukaryota; Parabasalia; Trichomonadida; Trichomonadidae
Product: Wnt-binding factor required for Wnt secretion family
Exons: 1
Coding region: 1-1284 (427 amino acids)
Source: RefSeq, a predicted model, not a curated record